AACCGCUUUGAGCGCAGCGCUCGGUGGAGACGUUCGUCCGGAAUCCGAGCUUUCCAACAAAGGAAUUACUUCAGAACGUCUCACAUGGGAACUCUAGGAAGAAAAUGACUUGUGUGCGUUCCAGAAUGUUAGUGCACCCAGUUUUUGAGUUACUCUUGUUCUUAUGCACAACUGGUUUGUCUCGUGCCCUCCGCGUGCACGAUAAAAAUGAAUCUCCUGUCGCAAGGCACCCGCGUGCUGUUUUGGAUAACCAGCUGGAGUUAUUCAGUGCCACAACCAUUCCAAACCACUUACCAGAGGAGCCCGGGGACUCCAGGUUACUUUUCACCCCUGCUCCAAUUAUCACAACAGCGGACAGUAGGACUACUAGUAAAACCAGCCAACUGCUGUCUUCUUUGGUGACAACUACAGUCGCUCCCUUACCCAAAACAAUGGAUCCAGCAGUUAAGCUUAGGGACGCAGGCGUAACUACAACACUCGCCACCGGAAUACACAAUUUAACAAACACCUCUUUAACAUCACCGCCGAGUUACUCGAAAAACUCAACCACACUGGCUACCGCGGAUUCUGUCAACAAUUCUUGGACGGUGAUAGGCUUCCCCUCGCCUAACCUCACCACCGAGAAAGCGCCUCGAUGCAACUGCAGCGUGGAAGGCACGGUGGACCCGAACAGCUGCGACCCUCUCACCGGCCACUGCACCUGCCUGCCAGGCUACGCGGGCCCCCAGUGCCGGGACUGUGAGGAUGGCUACUUCACCAAUGGCACCAGCGGCUGCGUGCCAUGCACCUGCGACUCGUAUGGCUCCGUGGGUCCGUCCUGCAACAGCUCGGGGGUGUGUGCGUGUAAAGUGGGAGUGUUUGGAGACAGGUGUGAUGACUGCCAUCCAGGCUUCUACCACUUCAGCAGCGCAGGGUGUCAGCUAUGCCAGUGCAACAAUCACACCAGCCACUGCGACACACAGUCAGGCAUAUGUUUGAACUGCCAGGGCAAUACCAGAGGUCCCAGCUGCGAGCAGUGCAAAUACAACUUCUACCGGGAGCCGGGCUCUGGUCCCACCGACACCUGCCUGCCCUGCCCUUGCUCCAGUGUCACUUCCUCGGGAAGUUGCACGCUCGACUCGUCCGGCCAGCCGGUGUGCGACCAGUGCCAGCCAGAGUACCAGGGCGCCAACUGCGAGCAGUGCCGCGAUGGCUUCUACAACGCCGACAGCAUCUGCGUGCCGUGCGACUGCAGCGGCAACGCAGCUCCGGCCUCCGCACCCCGCAUCUGUCGCCCAGACACGGGCCUCUGCCUGAGCUGCAGCAACAGCACGACAGGGGCGCGCUGCGAACGCUGUGCGCCGGGCUUCCACGGGGACGCCCUCGCUCACAACUGCACUCCCACAGUCCUCCCCACUCCUGAGCACUCCUCCACCAUGACUCCCAGCCCCAACGUCACGGAGCAGCUCUCCACCUCGCCUGCCACGCUCCUCUCCAGCCUGGCCACGACCAACUGCACGACCAGUCCGGGCCCCAUGUCCACCAGCGUCACCUGGAGCCAGUUCAACGUCAUCGUGCUGGCCGCGAUCAUCGUGGUGCUGCUGGCGCUCACGGGCUUGGCGGCGGGCACCUACGCCUACCGCGAGUACCAGAACCGCAAGCUCAGCGCGCCCUUCUGGACCAUCGAGCUGAAGGAGGAUAAUAUCAGCUUCAGCAGCUACCAUGACAGCCUCCCCAACGCAGACGUCUCGGGCCUGCUCGAGGACGAGGCCAACGACGUGGCCCCCAGUGGCCAGCUGACCCUCAGCAGCUCGGGGAACUUGUACAAGGCGUGACAGGGGGAGCAGCUGUGGGGGGGGACCGAUGCUUUUGGAUUUCCAGGAAAAGUACACACAAACAGACACACGCACGCACGCCUAAAGAUAAAAACAAAUUCACAGAGAUGAGAAGCACCCGUGUAUAUGUGUCCAGACAGCUGGGUGAACUCCACACUGUGGCCAGGCUCGAGUAUCCAGGGCCUGCUGACUUGUGGAACAGAAGAGGCAUGUCUGCAUUACCAGAUUCACUAAUUUCAAUAAUGUCACAACAAAGGCAUUCCCGCAUAUGCACGUCAAAGAGUAACAUGACUCGGACUCACGGCAGCCUAAACAUUUACAAGAGAUGCUCAGACUUGGAUGGAUUUGCAUUAUGUGUCUUUGCUAAGUGGGGCUUGGCACCCAUCCAUGGACUUCCGAUGGAUUCUCAGCAAAGACGGAAAGAAAAACAAAUGUAUGGAAUUAUACGAACAGCUGUUCUCAGCCUAACCCAACAGAUUUGGAGUCCCCACCCCUAACCUUACUUACUUGAGAGCAUGUGAGCCUACAUGCCGGCCUGUAGGGGGCAGUGUUUGAACAGCAACUGAAAACUCACUGCUGCACAUAAGAGAUGCAUUGCACAAAGUCCUUAAGGGAGCCCAAAAAGGAGAAGACUUUCUCUUUGGCACAGCUGAGCAUCACAUGCCAACGCUGCAUAGAUUUUAAGAGUACAAAAUUUUAUUUAAUUUAUUUUCAGGUUCGCUUCAGUGAAAUGUGGAGGCUGGCCAGCAGGUGGGUUGAGGCUGAGCUCCCCACGUGCUGUUUGCACCUCUCCUUGGCCAUCGCAGCACUUUUUCGCAACCUGCGUCCACAUCUGGAGACGGGCUCUGAGCAGAGCAAGGGGGAAAGACGUCCAGGGGGACUUCCGACCCAGACCUGGUUGUGCCUGGCCAGGGCUACACUCUCUGCCACCUGGGGAGCUAGGGAAUGUGCGAGGAGCGAGCGAUGCGGUGUGCAGGUGAAGGAAAACGAGGGAGCAUGGUUGGCAGGGUGAACAUAACCGAGGACGCGAGCACAAAGGGAAGGACUACAACAGCAGAGCUACCGAGCGGAUAAGUGACUGACGAGAGAUGGCAGAGUCAGUCCGGUUUGCCAAGUAAUGGAAGCAGCAUGUGUCCGACAGCCUGGCCUGAAUGCUCUGCAGAUACCUCCGUCAUUUUUCCCUACUAGCUCUCCAAUCACAGCCGGUCAUCCCCCCGCCCCACCCCCACCCCUGCGCAUGUGAUGCAGUGUUCAUACUUGUAAAUUAUGGAUGUACAGAGAAACAGUUGUAAAGAGAGAAGCUGCUAUUGUAUAGGUACCAGAGGGAGAUGCCAACAUGGUCUCUCUCUCUCUCUCUCUCUCUCUCACUUUCUUUCACACACACACACACACACACACACACACACACACGCACACACAGUUAUCUUUCAGUGACCAAAAAAGGCAUUGUGGAGUUUGUAUGGUCUUAUGUCUUGUCUUAAAUUACAGUUUGGGGUCCUUACUCCCAACAACGUGACUAACUCUGUGAUUGAUGUCAAUAAAAAUCCAUUUUGACCUAA
Messenger RNA from Electrophorus electricus (electric eel), 3373 nucleotides. Its product is annotated as multiple epidermal growth factor-like domains protein 9. Lineage: Eukaryota; Metazoa; Chordata; Actinopteri; Gymnotiformes; Gymnotidae. Gene Ontology annotation, biological process: animal organ morphogenesis; tissue development. The record is from RefSeq and is a predicted model, not a curated record.